GAACCCACUCCAGAAUGAAUCACAUGCUGCCAGUCAUUGCUGCUACCGUUUUGCUAACUGCUGCUACGCUUUCAUCGCUACAGACGUCAACAGAAGUGUCGAAAAGAUACGCCUGCGGUCGGUGUUUUUGUAAUACAAUUGGGAAACGUCUUGUAGCUAACUGCAUCUCGAGGAAUUUCUCCUCUGUCCCAGAUAUACCAAACUCUAGCCUGAUAAACGUACUGUUAAUAGAUUCCAACAAUUUGAGGGAGCUGGAUGCUGGAUGUUUUUCACAGUACCCUAAGCUCGACACACUGAGUUUGACCUACAACGUUAUAGAGACUAUACACGCUGGAGCAUUCCAGAACUUGCAGAAUCUUCAAAAUUUGAAUUUGACAGGAAAUAGGCUGAGAUAUUAUAACAGUAUUUUGAAAAAUAACACCUUCCAAUUUCUUCAUAACUUGAAGGUGUUAUCACUGAGCCGCAACGCUGAGAGUUACACAAACCAGACGUACCCUGAUACUGCGUUGUCCAGUCUUGCAUCGUUAGAACAUCUUUAUUUGGACGGUUUGACCAAUCAGAGUUUUGAAAAGGGAUUUUCCAAAAUGUCUUCUCUCAAAGAACUGAGCUUUAGAAAUGGAUAUUGCCAUCUCCAGAAUUUGUUCAACAAGACGUUUGUAAAUAUCAAGCAAGUAUCUCAUCUAGACUUGUCAAAUUGUGCCAUUGCACAUAUAGCAGCUGGGGCGUUUCUACCACUUAGAGAUUCCUUAACACAUUUAGAUAUUUCCUACAACAGGGAACUGGGGUUCGAUCAGGUUGGAAUUGGCGCUUUCGGGUGGCGAAACUCACGACUGCAAGUAUUGAAUAUUAGCGGCAUUGAAGCGAAAUAUGCCAUUUGCAUCAAAAUCAGAAAGAACCACUUAAAACACUACACAAAUACAAGCAUUGUAGAAAUAUAUGCAGAUGAAAACAGAAUAGAGUCAUUUGAAAAGGGAGCAUUGCAACUCUUACCCUCAAGUUUAAAAAAGGUGUCUUUGCAAAGGGAAAGGUUUGCAGCUGGCCUAUACCUGUACGAUCUGCACACAUUAGUGGGGCUAGAAGAAAUUGAUAUCAGUGGGCAAAAAGGAUCUCACAAAUUUCCUAAAUGGGAAGCUAGAACUCUAAUCACAAAGACCGACUGUCUCGCAGAUGACGAACCAUUAUGCAGUGAGUUUGUCGAGAACCAAUACAAGGUACAAACCAUGGAAGAUGUAUCAGGCAUGUCAGAUACGUCAAACUGUAAGAGACAUAUCAUUAGUCAUGUAUUUCUACCCCCAAAUCUGAAAACAAUUAAAAUGACAUUCAGGCAAAUGUCCUUCUGUAUUUCUGAACUGGUUAUACAUAAGAAUAAUUUAGCAGAGGUGGAUUUUUCACACAAUUUGCUUUCGACGUGGAUUGGGCCAAUCAAUGGACUACACAAACUUAAGAAACUGGAUCUUUCAAACAAUUUAGCUACUCAUGUCGAACCAAGCUUCUUUCGAAAUUUCCAAUCGCUUUCGGUUUUAAACAUCUCUUGGAAUCUUUUGAAUAACGUCAUAAUCCGGGACAGAGACGGAGGGUUAUUUAGUAAUAUGACAUCUUUGCAUGUUCUUGAUUUAAGUGGUAAUACCAUACAAAAAUUGCCACCCCAUUUGCUUGACGGUCUUUUAAAUUUACGAACAUUAGUUUUGUCCAGAAACUUUCUUUAUUCUGUGAAAGUGCAGGUGAAACAUAUGAAACACCUCAAGAGAAUAGACUUGUCAUAUAAUAUGUUACGCUGGCUCUCACGGGGUUUUAUAUCAGACCUUGAUGCCAUCGCUGACGCCGGAACUCACACAGUACAUAUGGAUCUAAGUUACAAUCCCAUUUCGUGCGAAUGUGCUAAUCUACGUUUCCUGACAUGGAUGCGCAAUUCAAAAGUAAAACAACGCUACCAAAGAAAACGAUAUUAUUGUCUUGACGAGCACGGAAAGAACUUCAGCUUGGCUCAUCUUGAUACAGUUCUAAAGUCGUUAAAAGAUUCGUGUACGAGCAAUUUCGGUUUAACAUCAGGUAUCUCAGCAAUUGUCGUAUUCGUCCUGAUCAUCGUCAUCGGUGGGUUUGCCUACAGGUAUCGCUGGAAGAUUAGAUAUUGGUAUUACGAAGCCAGGUUAGAUUACAAACAUAUUAAUUCCGAUGAGGCACUGGGCAAUUACCAAUACGACGCGUUUGUAUCAUUUGCCCCAGAAGAUGAACAAUUCUUUCGUAAUGAGAUGCUGUCUAACACACAAGGAAAGAGUCUGGUUACUCGGGAUGCAAUCCGGUCUUCAGAACAGCCUUUAAAUAAAACGGGUACUUUGAUUGAGCAGAGUAGAAAGACCGUGCUGCUGUUGUCAGAACACUUUCUGGAAGACGAGAUGUGUAGUCAAGAUUUACAGGCGGCACUUCCCGAACAUCUGAACGCCAAGCGAGAUCUCAUUCUGAUGAUCUUGUUAGAAGGUAUGCCACGAGAGAAGAUUCCAGAUGAAAUUAAACAUUUACUGCAGACAGAUUCUUACAUUGAGUAUCACGAGAAUAAUAAGGCUACAUUUUGGCAGCGAUUCAAUAAGGCUAUUUCACCUAGAGAAGUUCCAUAAACGUAUAAAUGCAUAUAUGUAUACAAGUAGCUAGAAGUCUUCAUGUGAGCCAGUUCGUCAACCAACGGCUGCAAGUAUGUUUCUAUACCACUGUCAGAGCGAAUGAUCGCGGUGAGGUGGUUAUUAUAACGUUCCAAUCCAGACAUUUUGACAACGAUUUAAUAAGGCUAUUUCAACAAGAGAAAUUAAAUAAACUACCGGGUAUAACAGAUAAAAGAAAGGGAUCGAAGAGAAUAUAUUUUCUUACAGAUCCGUGUAAAAGAUGACCCGUGGUAAAUGUAUCAUCUUCAACAUAACACGUGGAAGGUAACUAUUGAAACUUGUGAUUGGUUGCUCCACGGUGAUCACCCGAUCACCAGAGCCAAACCAUCCAAUGAUAUAAGGACGUCUGAAAUUGAUUGUUCUGUGACGUGUGAGUUCACUUGCAACUGAUUACAGUAUGACGCGCAAAUUUGACAUAAAACAACUGCCCCAAGUUCAGCCAGCGAAUGUGUCGCUAACGUUCGCGAACUAUUUCAGUGGUUUCCGAAAUGGUAAAUAGGUUUACUAUGUAGCGUACAAAUCAGCCUAGCGAACGUUAGCGACAAGCGGUUCACUGAACUUACGCCUGGUUUUUGAGUAUCUGUAAAAAAAAAAAAUUAGAUUACUACAUUUUCUUACACACCCGUUGGUGAGAACACCAUGCGUUAUUUUUGAUAACACACGGUUGUUUACACAUGUACGUGUGUUAACAAUUUCAAGA
Gigantopelta aegis is the source of this 3354-nucleotide messenger RNA. Its product is annotated as toll-like receptor 4. Gene Ontology annotation, molecular function: protein binding; transmembrane signaling receptor activity. Gene Ontology annotation, cellular component: membrane. NCBI's taxonomy places the organism in Eukaryota, Metazoa, Mollusca, Gastropoda, Neomphalida, Peltospiridae. The coding region runs from base 15 to 2612 and encodes 865 amino acids. The record is from RefSeq and is a predicted model, not a curated record. Gene Ontology annotation, biological process: toll-like receptor signaling pathway; inflammatory response; immune response. The transcript has a single exon.